Molecule: messenger RNA, 2383 nt
Organism: Scatophagus argus
Lineage: Eukaryota; Metazoa; Chordata; Actinopteri; Scatophagidae
Product: zinc finger protein OZF-like
Exons: 2
Coding region: 269-1891 (540 amino acids)
Biological process (GO): regulation of transcription by RNA polymerase II
Cellular component (GO): nucleus
Molecular function (GO): DNA-binding transcription activator activity, RNA polymerase II-specific; RNA polymerase II cis-regulatory region sequence-specific DNA binding
Source: RefSeq, a predicted model, not a curated record
UGGAGUGGCUAGCUCAUGAUGACUUGUUCUUCAGGUUACAUUCUCAAUUAAUACAAAUGACAGAAAAAGGCAGUAGCUACUCUUUAUUAUGUCUAUGUCACCAACAUUUGAAAUCAGAACAAAAAGUUCUCGGGGUUACACUGUCGGAACUUAACAGCGUAACAUUCGGCGGAAGUAAACAAUAGAAGUGCUACUUGCGUUAGCUGCCUACGUGAAUCAACGGGAAGAAGAUAUUUGCGCAGGGUGGAUAUUUUUCCAGUUUCAAACAAUGUCUUCAGUUGAGUAUUUGAGACAGUUUGUCAUCGAGCGACUAACUGCUGCUGCUGAAGAAAUAUUCGGAGUUUUUAACAAAACUAUCGUCGAGUAUGAAGAGGAAGUCGAUCGUCAGCGCAGGCUGCUGGCUGUAGUGUGGAAACCCGAGAUAAAGUUACACAGGAUAGAGCUCCCACAGCAACAUGUCUGUAAGGAGGAGGAGCUUCUCACUGAGCAGCAGCUCUGUAACCAGGAGAGGAGCUCCGCUGUGGACCAAGAGGACCCAGAGCCUCCACAGAUUAAAGAGGAAGAGGAGGAACUCUGCACCAAUCAGGAGGGAGAGCAGCUUGUACUGAAGCAGGAGACUGAAUCCUUUAUGUUGACUCCUGCUUAUGAGGAAAAUGAGCAAAGUGAAGAUCAGAAUGUGUACUUGAAUCCUGAUGAAACUGAAAAUGCAGCACAGAGUGAGUGUGUAGUAAACAUGUCAGUUUCAAGCUCUGUGGUAUCAGAAGCAAACAGUGACGUGAAGCUGCUCUGCAACAACUCUGAUGCAGCUGAGAGUCGAGAUCAGAACGGAGGCAAACAUGAAGACUCACAACAGCACAAACGGAAAAGUCAUAAGAAUGUACACAACCCCAGCACGUUAAAAACUCACAGCAGUUCUGAGGCAGGUAAAAAGGCUUUUAUAUGUGACUAUUGUGGAAAAGAUUUUAAGUACAAGUCAGUAUUUCAGGCACACCUGAGAAUCCACACAGGUGAGAAGCCAUUUUCUUGCAGCAGUUGUGGACAAAGAUUCAGGCGUACAUCAGAGCUGAACGUUCAUUUGAAAAUCCACACAGGUGAGAAGCCGUACGUAUGCAAAACAUGUGGGAAAGGUUUUACACAGAGUAGCACCUUGUCAUGCCACAUGAAAGUGCACACAUGUAAGAAGCCGUACGUUUGCAAAACAUGUGGGAAAGGUUUUAGACUGAGUAGUAAGUUGUCAGUUCACAUGAGACUCCACACAGGUGAGAAGCCAUACGUUUGCAAAACAUGUGGGAAAGAUUUUUGUCGGAAGAGUUCCUUGUCAGUGCACAUGAGAAUCCACACAGGUGAGAAGCCAUAUGUUUGCAAAGCAUGUGGGAAAGGUUUUACCAAGAGUGGUUACUUGUCAUGGCACAUGAGAGUCCACACAGGUGAGAAGUCAUAUGUUUGCAAAACAUGUGGGAAAUGUUUUGAUCGAAAGAUGUCCUUGUCAAUUCACAUGAGAUUACACACAGGUGAGAGGCCGUACGUAUGCGAAACAUGUGGGAAAGGUUUUACGCAGAGUCGUACCAUGAUGCUGCACAUGAGAAUUCACACAGGUGAGAAGCCGUACGUUUGCAAAACCUGUGGGAAACCUUUUAGACUGAGUAGUAAGUUGUCAGUGCACAUGAGAAUCCACAGGGGUGAGAAGCCGUACGUUUGCAUAACAUGUGGGAAACCUUUUAGUCAGAAGAGAUCCUGUGUGGAGCACAUGAGAAUCCACACAGGUGAGAUGCCGUACUGUUGCAAAACCUGUGGGAAAUGCUUCAGACGGCGUUGGGACUUGUCACUUCACGUAAGAAAAAUCCACACUGAAGAGAAGCCGCCUCAGGAGAGGGAAGCAGUGCCCUGCUAAUACUGUCUACAGUAGGAGUGAGGAGCUGCUGACUUCGACUGAUGAGAAGCCGUAACUUUGUAAGAUGUUGUUUUCUUACAUACUUUAAUGUGUUUGAAUUGGCAAGGCAUAGAAGAUCACAUUCAGGCACGUGGUGUUGUAUUUGCAAAUUGUAUGGGAAAUGAUUCAGUUUUUGUGCUUCAUGGUCAAAACACAAGAAACACAUCGGAAACCUGGUAGUGAAGGCGAAGUCUUUCUUCUUGUCCUGAAGGCAGUGUUGUUGUUGAAGUGGAAGUUCAUUCACAUUUAACUCUCGUGUGUUUUAUUAUUAGUAUUGUUGGUGGGGGUAUUUCAUUCUUUGUAUUUUGAUUGCUUGUUUUCUGUUUGUUUGUCUUUUCAGUCUAUAUGUUUAUUGUUACCAUCAGUGCCAAGGUGCCAUCAGUUGUAAUCUCCAAAAUUGUUAGUUUGAAUGCACAGAAGUGGCUGUAACAGUAAUAAAUUGUGUGAUCACGA